AUGGCGACCAUGACCAUGACCGCGCCGCCGAAGAACGCGGCCAAGAAGAACGCAAAGAGCGUGCCGGAGAAUGAGCGCUUCAUGCGAGCAUGCUCUGAGGUCGCCAAUGCGCUCGUCCAGGAAUAUGAGGCGUCUAAGGACUCUUCGAAGCCAAAGCGAGAUAUCAACCUCAACAAGCUGCGGGGCAAUAUCGCAAAGAAGCACCAUCUGGCCAGCCAGCCGCCACUGACAGCCAUCAUCGCGGCUGUUCCAGAGCACUAUAAGAAGUACAUUCUGCCGAAACUGAUUGCGAAGCCCAUCCGAAGCGCUUCUGGUAUCGCCGUCGUCGCUGUUAUGUGCAAGCCUCACCGUUGUCCUCACAUCGCAUACACUGGAAAUAUCUGUGUCUACUGCCCCGGUGGUCCAGACUCCGACUUCGAGUACUCCACACAAUCCUAUACCGGAUACGAGCCGACGUCCAUGCGUGCGAUCCGCGCUCGCUACGAUCCAUUUGAGCAGGCCCGAGGACGUGUAGACCAAAUCAAAUCUCUUGGUCACAGCGUGGACAAGGUUGAAUACAUUAUCAUGGGUGGAACGUUCAUGUCGUUGGCGAAGGAUUAUCGGGAAUCGUUCAUUUCGCAACUCCACAAUGCGCUCAGCGGCUAUCAAACAGACAAUGUGGACGAGGCUGUGCUGGCUGGUGAGAUGAGCAACGUCAAGUGUGUCGGAAUUACCAUCGAGACUCGGCCCGAUUACUGCUUGGAUACGCAUUUGAGUGAUAUGCUGCGCUAUGGUUGUACCCGGCUGGAAAUCGGCGUACAGAGCUUGUAUGAGGAUGUCGCACGAGACACGAACCGCGGCCACACCGUUGCCGCCGUGGCGGAGACCUUCAAGUUGGCCAAGGAUGCCGGCUUCAAGGUUGUCAGCCACAUGAUGCCCGACUUGCCGAACGUUGGCAUGGAACGUGAUCUGUUCCAGUUCCAGGAAUACUUCGAGAACCCUGCCUUCCGUACAGACGGUCUCAAAAUCUAUCCUACCCUUGUAAUUCGUGGUACGGGUCUCUACGAGUUGUGGCGGACUGGUCGCUACAAGAACUACACGCCUAAUGCGCUGGUCGACUUGGUGGCCCGCAUUCUGGCAUUGAUUCCCCCAUGGACUCGCAUCUACCGUGUCCAACGUGAUAUUCCCAUGCCGCUGGUCACCUCCGGUGUUGAGAAUGGUAACUUGCGCGAACUGGCUCUGGCGCGUAUGAAGGAUUUUGGAACCACCUGCCGUGACGUCCGUACUCGUGAAGUCGGCAUCAACGAGGUGAAGAACAAGAUUCGCCCUUCGCAGGUCGAGCUUGUCCGUCGCGAUUACACUGCCAAUGGAGGCUGGGAGACAUUCCUGGCCUACGAGGACCCCAAGCAGGAUAUCCUAAUUGGUCUGCUUCGUCUGCGCAAGUGCAGUGACACCCACACCUUCCGACCCGAAUUCACUGGCCAACAAACCAGUAUUGUCCGCGAGCUUCAUGUCUACGGAUCCGCCGUGCCGCUCCACGGCCGUGAUGACCGCAAGUUCCAGCACCGUGGCUUCGGUACAUUGCUGAUGGAGGAGGCUGAGCGGAUCGCGCGGGAGGAGCACGGCAGCACGAAGAUAAGCGUUAUCUCUGGUGUUGGUGUGCGAAACUACUAUGCUCGUCUUGGGUACACGUUGGAUGGGCCCUACAUGUCCAAAGUGUUGGACCCGUGGGAGGCCGAGGAGUAA
Penicillium argentinense is the source of this 1725-nucleotide messenger RNA. RefSeq names its product Elongator subunit ELP3. The record is from RefSeq and is a predicted model, not a curated record. Bases 1 to 1725 code for a protein of 574 amino acids. NCBI's taxonomy places the organism in Eukaryota, Fungi, Ascomycota, Eurotiomycetes, Eurotiales, Aspergillaceae. The transcript has 2 exons. Gene Ontology annotation, molecular function: iron-sulfur cluster binding; acyltransferase activity, transferring groups other than amino-acyl groups. Gene Ontology annotation, biological process: tRNA wobble base 5-methoxycarbonylmethyl-2-thiouridinylation. Gene Ontology annotation, cellular component: elongator holoenzyme complex; nucleus; cytoplasm.